Molecule: messenger RNA, 1307 nt
Organism: Oryctolagus cuniculus (rabbit)
Lineage: Eukaryota; Metazoa; Chordata; Mammalia; Lagomorpha; Leporidae
Product: zinc finger protein 496
Source: RefSeq, a predicted model, not a curated record
UGCCAGACACACGAUUUUCCCUUUCCCCUGCAAAGACCUCCCAGCCCUCCAGCUGUUCGAGGUGGAAGAAAGAAGGAAACGGGAUGAGCUGCAGGUGCUGGAGUCCCAGGCCUUCCAGCAAAUGGCGCUUCCUCCAAGCACCCACCCAGCUGGAGGCGGCCCACAGAUCCUGGAGAACAGCCUGGAGGAGGAGGAAGAGGAGGUGACCAUCGAGAUCAUGUUGUCCAGCUCUGGGGACGAGGACUCCCAGCACAGCCCCUGUGGGCCUCAGCCCUGCCAGGGCAGUGAGGAGACAGCGGACGAGGUGCCCGCCUCCAGGAAAGCCUACGUGUGCCCCGCGUGUGGGAAGGCCUUCCGCUGGAGGGUCAACUUUGUACGGCACCUGCGUAGCCGCCAGGACCGGAAGAAGCCAUGCGUGUGCCCUGUGUGUGGGGAGCUGUUCAGCGAAGACGAGGACCUGGACGGCCACCUGGAGGCCCACGAGGCCCAGAAGCCCUACAGGUGCGGCUCCUGCGGGAGGAGCUUCCGCCUCAACUCCCACCUGCUCUCCCACCGGCAGAUCCACCGGCAGCCCAGCAGACUGGAGCCGGAGAAGCAGAGCGAGGAGGGACUGGGCUUCCAGCGCCGGGAGCCCCUGGCCUGGCACCGCGGCCACACACACCAAAAGGAUGCCAUGUGGCCCUUCCAGUGCCGCUACUGCGUCAAAAGCUUUGGGCAGAACUCGGACCUCCUCCACCACGAGCGCGUGCACAUGAAGAGGCGCUCCAAGCAGGCCCUAAACUCCUACUGAGGGCUACCACCCAGCCCCAUGCUCCUGCUGCCCCCUGCGCCCGGGCCGUGUCCAGCCCCACCUGCUGCCACGGUAGCCCCACCAGUGCUUGCUCCAUCUCAGAGGCCCCUGCACACGGUCGUCCCAGCUGGCAGAGGGCUGGUCUCCAUCCUGGGACCACUGGGUCACCAACCAGUCCUCAGCACUAACAUUCCCAUCUUGCCCUGAGCACGGACCCCAGCGUCCAGGCUUGCUGCUGUCCCUGCCCAACAGGUUGGGUGGGGAGUGGACCCGGUGCACAGCACAUCCUGUCUCCAAGGCAGCUGAAAGGCGGAUGGUGGGGGUGGGGUGGGGAGCCCUAUGGUGGGAGCUCCAGGGUGCUCAGGGCUGGGAAACCGCCAUGGUCCCUUUGGAUGUGUGCGGGGGAGUGGGGCUCCCCAGGAAGGCAAAGCUCUCCUUUUUAACUGUUGUGCACCUGCCCCAGAAUGCCCCUUUCUCUGCCCAGAUGCCCUUGGUAAACAUUUGAGUUGGAAGCUGA